Messenger RNA from Panicum hallii, 1551 nucleotides. Its product is annotated as nuclear ubiquitous casein and cyclin-dependent kinase substrate 1-like. The transcript has 3 exons. Lineage: Eukaryota; Viridiplantae; Streptophyta; Magnoliopsida; Poales; Poaceae. The coding region runs from base 338 to 1273 and encodes 311 amino acids. The record is from RefSeq and is a predicted model, not a curated record.
CACGAGGCCCACGGCCGCAGGGCCCCCUCCUCCUCCCUCGUGCUCGCGGAUAAUUUCGCUCGCCUCUCCCGUCUCCCGUCUCCUCUCCACUCCGCGGCGCAGGCACCGGCACACAAACCCAGGAGCCGGAACGAACAAGUAACCGAGCCGAGCAGGCGAGCACCUCCAAAUCCGAUCCAGCCCCGUCCCGCAAACCCUAGCCCGCCGUCGCCUCCCUCUCGAUUCCCCCCUCCCGUCCUCGCCAUCCCCGCGCCGUCGCCGCAGAUCGUGGGGCGGAGAUCGUUUUUUUUUCCCUCUCCUUUUGUUCGGCUGCUGUGUGGUGGGCGAAGUCGCGAAGAUGGCGGGCGGAGGGAGCAGGCGCGCCGGCGCGGCGGAGGAGCCGAGGAUCGGCAGCGGGAACGUCUUCGCGGCGCUCGAGACGCUCAAGAAGAAGAAGAAGAAGCCGGCGGCGGACAAGGGGGGCAAGCCCGCCGCCAGGGAGGAGGAGCGCAAGCCGGAGGUCUUCUGGGCGCCCGCGCCCCUCACCACCAAGUCGUGGGCCGACGUCGAGGAUGACGAUGAUGACGACUACUUCGCCACCACCGCGCCGCCGCCCAGGCCCAUCUGGGGGAACAACCGCCGCAACGACGCCAAGGACCAGCGCGACGCGCCCGCCCUGGAAGAGGAAAUUGAGAGUGAAGAUGAUGGCCUUGAUGAUGAGGUCGAUGCUGAUGCUGAUGAGGAACAUGAGCAUGAAGCAGAAGAUGCUGUCCCUGAUGAACCAACUGUGAAGAAUGCUGCAGCUCCACCUACAGCACCCAAAGAUACUGAAAGACAACUUUCCAAGAAGGAAUUGAAGAAAAAAGAACUAGCAGAGCUUGAUGCUGUUUUGGCUGAGUUGGGACUUGGCACACCAGCCAAUUCCACUCAAGAUGAAUCAAAUGGUAAGAAAGACGCAGAUGAAGCCACUGAUGGAGAGAAAAAGGAAGAUGCACCUGCUCCUCCGGAGAGUAAGAGCUCAAAGAAGAAGAAAUCUAAGAAAGACAAGUCUUCAAAAGAAUCAAAGGAAGCACAGGAUCAGGGCAAUGGAUCGGAAGAACCUGAUGAAGACACUGCUUCAGUGGAUGUCAAGGAACGCAUAAAGAAGGUAGCUUCUAUGAAGAAAAAGAAGUCAAGCAAAGAGAUGGAUGCAGCAGCAAAGAUCGCCGCGUCCGAAGCCGCAGCAAGGAGUGCCAGGCUUGCUGCAGCAAAGAAGAAAGAGAAGAGCCAUUACAACCAGCAGCCUCUGCGGUGAACUGCCCUGAUUUUGGAUCUAGAGAACUUUUGAGCUCUGAUAUCCCCUUGUUCGUUUUGGACUCCGCAACAAGUUUUUUGAGAUGCUGUGUUUAUGACUUGGUGGAAGUGUUGUCUGAUGCUCGUAAGCUCGUUUUGGUAAUUAUAUUUGGUGUAGGGGGCCUAAUUGUCGCUGGAUUCUGGAUGAUGGUGUAAAUGGGCUCUGAGGUGUUGGUCAUAGGAACCUUGCUGACUAUAUGGAAAUAUAUGGGAUAUUGGAUACCUAUCUUCUUGCUUAAA